AUGUGCAACAUCCAACAAUUCAUCUGCAACCUAUGCAACCGCCUCAAAGCAGUCUCCCUCACCUACUGCAGACAAGCCCUGGAUGCCGGCCACAUCCCCUACUCGCACGUCCUCAUCGAGAUGAAAGACACCUUCGUCUGGACGCCCUAUGAAGGCUGCGAAGGGCUCCCAAUCGACGCGGUGGCGGCCCGCUGGAUGAAGUGCGGCUCGUUCGACUUUACGGAUGACGAGGCUGAGAUGGAUGAACAGUUUGAUGCUGAUGAUGAGAUGAGCGACUAA
This is a messenger RNA of Colletotrichum lupini, 279 nucleotides long. RefSeq lists its product as uncharacterized. Bases 1 to 279 code for a protein of 92 amino acids. NCBI's taxonomy places the organism in Eukaryota, Fungi, Ascomycota, Sordariomycetes, Glomerellales, Glomerellaceae. The transcript has a single exon. The record is from RefSeq and is a predicted model, not a curated record.